Messenger RNA from Drosophila elegans, 3726 nucleotides. It is a transcript of the gene Hrb27C, whose product is annotated as heterogeneous nuclear ribonucleoprotein 27C. Lineage: Eukaryota; Metazoa; Arthropoda; Insecta; Diptera; Drosophilidae. Bases 430 to 1695 code for a protein of 421 amino acids. The transcript has 3 exons. Gene Ontology annotation, molecular function: RNA binding. The record is from RefSeq and is a predicted model, not a curated record.
AAACGUGGCGGCGAUUUAUCAUAUAAGUUAGGUUAUAAUAUCGUAUGCAUCAAAAUCAUACAAUUAUUUAUAAGCUAGUUUUUUAAGGAAAAAACACUUAAAUUUAGUGAAUUUGCAGUGCGAAAUCUUUAAAAAACCACAGACGAACACUUGGCACAAACGAAAGUUACGUGUGAACGUCGUGGCUUUUGUUUAAUUGUUUUGAAGGGAAAGAACUUUGGCAACGUUGAAACCAAUCUAAGAUACAUACAAAACCACAAAAACACCAGCAACAGUGUAAAAAUUCAAAAAGUGAUCCCCAAAAAAAGCUACCAACCGAACACAAGUUAAUUUCUUUGCACCCCGUGUUAAUAAAAAAGCGGCAAGAUUACGUCAAUUAUAGAGAAUCUACCCGGCGCUAUAGCUCACAACCACAACCAGAACAACAUCAUGGAGGAAGACGAGAGGGGCAAACUGUUUGUGGGCGGCUUGUCCUGGGAGACGACGCAGGAGAAUCUGUCUCGCUACUUCUGCCGCUUCGGAGACAUCAUCGACUGCGUGGUUAUGAAGAACAACGAGAGCGGCAGGUCGCGAGGCUUUGGCUUUGUGACCUUUGCCGAUCCCACCAAUGUAAACCACGUGCUGCAGAACGGACCGCACACGCUAGACGGCCGCACCAUCGACCCCAAGCCGUGCAAUCCGCGUACGCUGCAGAAACCCAAGAAAGGCGGUGGCUACAAGGUCUUCCUGGGCGGCCUGCCCUCGAACGUCACUGAGACCGAUCUGCGCACCUUCUUCGGACGCUACGGCAAGGUCACCGAGGUGGUCAUCAUGUACGACCAGGAGAAGAAGAAGUCUCGCGGCUUUGGUUUCCUCUCUUUCGAGGAAGAGUCCUCCGUGGAACACGUGACUAACGAGCGGUACAUCAAUUUGAAUGGCAAGCAGGUCGAGAUCAAGAAGGCCGAGCCUCGUGACGGAUCUGGUGGUCAGAACUCCAACAACAGCACGGUGGGCGGAGCCUAUGGCAAGCUGGGCAACGAGUGCAGCCACUGGGGACCGCACCAUGCUCCCAUCAACAUGAUGCAGGGCCAGAACGGCCAGAUGGGCGGACCGCCGCUGAACAUGCCUAUUGGAGCGCCGAACAUGAUGCCUGGCUAUCAGGGCUGGGGUACAUCGCCGCAGCAGCAGCAGUACGGCUAUGGCAACAGCGGUCCGGGAUCGUACCAAGGCUGGGGAGCUCCGCCAGGACCCCAGGGACCGCCACCGCAGUGGUCAAACUACGCUGGACCGCAGCAAACGCAGGGCUACGGCGGCUAUGACAUGUACAACUCGACGUCGACCGGAGCUCCUUCGGGACCUUCGGGUGGUGGCAGCUGGAAUUCGUGGAACAUGCCACCCAACUCUGCCGGACCGACUGGGGCACCAGGAGCCGGAGCGGGCACCGCCACAGACAUGUACUCGCGAGCCCAGACCUGGGCAGCGGGCGGUCCCUCAACCACCGGACCCGUGGGCGGCAUGCCGCGAACUGGACCCGGAAACUCGGCAUCCAAGUCCGGAUCUGAGUAUGACUACGGCGGCUAUGGUUCCGGCUAUGACUACGACUACAGCAACUACGUGAAGCAGGAGGGCGCCUCCAACUAUGGAGCCGGACCGCGGUCAGCGUAUGGCAACGAUAGCUCCACGCAGCCACCCUAUGCAACCUCGCAGGCUGUCUAAGCAGGUGGAUCGUGAGGAGGAGGAGGAGUAGCAGGCGGAGCGAGCAUGUCGUCGUCGGCGUCGUCCUCGGCGAAUGAUGAAGAAGACAGAAAAGAUGGUGGUAAUUGUAAGCUAAAGCGUCGUCUGUUCGUUUUUAUUUCAGAUCAGAUCAGUUGUUGAAAUUAAUAUUUAAAACUCUUGUACAACUAUUAUUUAAAGCGAAGCAAAUUUAACACGAGAAUACCUAGCGACAAGUCAGAUUAAUAGAUAUACAUGUAUGUCCUAUAGCAGCGAGUAUGUAAAAUUCAUAGGCAAAACAUCAGCACUCACUCACAUUCAGACAAGAGAACAUUAUUUCUUUCAUGCGCCUCAUAAACACCACACAACACACACCACAAACAUUCUCCUGUAUCCCCCACACUCACAAACCAAACAGCCAGAAUCAACUAACAAGAACUUCCCAACCAACUAAAACCCGUAGAUACAUCUGAUACAUGGCAUUAACAAACAAAAUAGAAAUGUGAAGAUUUAAACGUAAUGAUUUACAAGUAUAAAGUUUAGCUAAUUAGACACAAGAAGAUCAAGAAUAGAGUGCGAAAUACCAACACAAAGAAAAUAAGAACUUUUAAUUUUAUUUAAAGAGUAAACAAGUAAAAGAUCCCCUUAAUAACUAAAAUUAGUAAAUACAAAUUCGAAAUUGUACAUUUUAAAGCAAAAACACGUCGGUCUCCGAUCGGCUUUCGCCACCGCCCGAUUUCUAUAUCGGGCGACAAGGUUUAAGUUAGGGUUUGAGAAGGAACUGGCUGCAGAUAUGUAGUCGAUUCCGAGAGCUCUGUGCUUGCCUUAGCUUUUGUGACUCAUUGACGUGGUUAAAGAUAUGGCGGCAUAUCUUCGAUUUUGAACCCAGACAAUUGCCAAAUCUAAUCGACAAUUGUUUUAUCGUCUAAUGGGUCGCUAGAUGAGAGAGUGUGGUGGCGAGAAAGGGCGGUACUGACAUGGGAAAGAUACGUUACAAAAUUAAAAAUUUACCAUUUAAAGUAAACAAAACAAAAACUAGCUAAAAGUUAAACUACAUAUAUAAAGAAACCUAAUUAAUAAGCGUACGAGGUCGUUUACAUCUAAGCGAAAGUUGAACUUGAAACUAGAAUUAUAUAGUGCGUUGGAUUUAUUAUUUAGUUAAAGCGAAGUGAAGAAGCCAAGCAGCAGCAGCAUGAUAAUGAUGAUUGAUUAUAAUGGAUAUGGAAAUCAACAAAACACACUCUUAACCAAUAUACAUAAAAACUAUAUACAUACAUACUUAUAUACAAUAUAUAUAUAUAUAUAUAUAUGACGAGUAUAUAUAGAAAGGAAACAAAAAAGGAAAAAAGAGUAAAAAAAGAGCAAAAGGAAACGUAAAUUUAAAGCUACAGUUAAUGAAAGUAAAAAGUACAGAGUAAAAAAAAAGGGAGGCAGGCAGAGAGAAUAGGACAAGUUAAACAAGUUACAAAAUACGAUGCUUAGAGUUGCGUUGCACAUUUUUUUUCAAAUUUUCAUCGUUUGCCAAGCAGACAACAACAACAGCAGGAACAACAACAACCAACGACAACAGCCAGCUAAAAGUGUGCACUACAAAAACAUCAGUCAACAACAACACCAUCAACACGCACACCUACUCACACUUAACCCCAUUUAAUACCAACAACAAGAACAGAAGCAAGACACAGAGAGAAAAGAGGAGGGUAUAAGGAAAAGAAUGAGGAAAAGGAAGAGAAGAACUUUAAUUGAUUAUGAACAUAACAUAUAUAUAUCUUUAAUUACUUAUACAUAUUUACUCUUAACUACUUUGCACGCUCACUUAAACGAGCGCGCACUGUGUGUAAAGCAAGAUGAAAGUAAACUAUUUUAAUGAUGAUUAUAUGAUUGCGAUUUUACAAUUUAUUAUUACAAAACAAAAUGAUGAAAAAAACAACAAAAACAAAAUGAGAAACAUACAUAUUAUAUGCUAAUACAUUUACCAUACACAUAUAUUAUAAAAUAUGAAGUAAUUUUUUCUAUUAAAAUACCAUACACUAA